CGUGACAAGCUCUUCGACGCCAUGCAGGCUGGAGACGACUACCCUGCUGAGCCGAAGGCGAUUAAGAGCGCGGACGAUCUCAGUGACAUGCAGCUGAAGAAGUGUUAUGACAUUCUACACGCUUGUGGUAGUGCGACGGAUCCUAAUGCGAGCCUGGACAAGACCAGACAGAGCAUUGACGGCUUCUUGGAUGCAGUGUUUAAUGAGUGGUCGAGUCGCAAGGUUGGGAAUUUGCCGCGCUCAGAGCUGGACUUUUUGGUGGAGGCAGAGGUCUUGACGGGAAAGUUGUGUGGUAAGUUGAAUCCUCAGGAGCACGCCAAAAUGAGUGACUGCGAUGCCGGAACCCUCUGCACUGCCCCUGUUUCCGCAGUUGCAACAUACUGCAACAACCCGCCCAUGUUCAAGCUAGAAUUCUCGGCUAUCGACGAGCUAUCUGGCCAACCCGAAGCGAUAUGCCCGAUGGCUCGCGGAGAUAUCAUGUGGGUGAAUACAGACUGGGUGCAGGAGCUGCGCAAAAGCCUCCAAACCAAGAUCAUCGCCAAGGUCCACAAGCACAACAAGCACCUCGCCAUAUGGCAGGCUCGCAAGCUCAUCGUGGAGUGGGCCAAGGGAAGCUUGUCGAUGGGGGAGGACGUAAGCAACAUGGGCUUUUUGAAGCGAGAG
Messenger RNA from Trichoderma atroviride IMI 206040, 663 nucleotides. Lineage: Eukaryota; Fungi; Ascomycota; Sordariomycetes; Hypocreales; Hypocreaceae. The record is from RefSeq and is a predicted model, not a curated record.